AUGGGGCCAUCGUUUGUGCUUCGACUACUCUACGCUUUGUUUAUAGUAAUCGUUGUCUACAACCCAAUAUGUUCUGGGUUCUCUUCGCCACUGAAGGCAGCGUCAAGAUGUAGAAUACGUCAACGAAACAACGAGGAUGAAGGGAGAAUACGUUGUGACAGCAUGCGUGAGGAAACGAUGGAGUCGUCGCCUCCUCGCACAUCGCAGUCUCAUGAACCGCAGUCUAGGAUAUCAACAUCUCAGAGUACAUAUGUGGCCACCGAACCAAAACGUGCCUAUUCUUGGCUUGAUCGACUGCACCAACUGCAAGACUACAAAGAAACCCAUGGCGACACAUGCGUGCCCAAAAGAUUCCCAAGCAACCCAAGCCUUGGAAACUGGGUAAUCAAACAGCGAGUCCAGUAUCGCAAAUUCUUAUCUAAUGAGACACCCUGUUCUAUGACAGAAGAAAAGGUGGCCAUCUUGAACCAGAUUGGCUUUUGUUGGGAUGGAACAGCAAAUGCGCUCAAAAGUCGCCUGCAAGACCAAGAGGACAAGUGGUGGAGUCGAUUGGAAGAGUUUCGAAAUCUACGUGCAUCGAAUCCAAAGAAGCUUCCUGCUUCCAUGGAUCGUUGGUUGACGCAGCAACGAUGGUUGAUGCAGCAACGAGCCGAAUGUGCUGCUGUGGAUGAAAUAAAGUUGGAAGCCCUCAAUGCGAUAGAUCCAAAUUGGUGGAUGUCGGCACGGGAACUCCAGUGGGAAGAAAGGUACCAAGAGUUGCUCGCGUACAAGAAAGAAUAUGGAGAUUGCUGUGUACCAAUCAACUAUGCCAAAAACAAAAAGCUUGGCACUUGGGUAAGCAACUGCCGCAAGCAAUACAAGCUGCGUAAAGAUGGAGAAAAAAGCAACAUGACUAAAGCACGCAUCGACAAGCUAGAUGGAAUCGGUUUCAUCUGGGAUCGAUGGGAACAUGAAUUUGAACAAAAGGUGAAACUAGGAGAUUCGUUUUGA
This is a messenger RNA of Cylindrotheca closterium, 990 nucleotides long. The record is from the annotation of a GenBank genome assembly. Lineage: Eukaryota; Bacillariophyta; Bacillariophyceae; Bacillariales; Bacillariaceae.